AUGGCGUCCGCAGACGAGCUCAAGACCAAGGGCAACCAAGCCAUCGCGGCGAAGAAUUUCGAUGAGGCCAUCGAUUUUUUCACCCAGGCUAUAGCCAUCCAGCCCGAGAACCACAUUCUCUACAGCAACCGAUCCGCCGCCCAUGCCUCCAAGAAGGAUUGGAAGCAUGCCCUUGCCGAUGCUGAGAAGACGACACAGCUCAAGCCCGACUGGGGCAAGGGCUGGGGAAGGAAGGGUGCCGCAUUGCACGGCAACGGCGACCUUCUCGGUGCCGCUGAUGCGUACGAGGAGGGCCUAAAGAUUGACCCCAACAAUGCCCAGCUCAAGAGUGGCCUCGACUCCGUGCAGAAGGCAAUUGAGACUGAUGGUGGCGAUCCGGGUGCCGGCCUUGCCAACAUGUUCAGCGACCCCAACCUCAUCCAGAAGCUUGCGUCUAACCCCAAGACGAGCGCGUAUCUCGCCGACCCCGCUUUCAUGCAAAAGAUCAACCAGUUCCGGGAGAAUCCCAAGAACGCGCAAGACAUCUUCAACGACCCUCGGAUGAUUCAAGUAUUGGGCCCCGAGGAGGAGGACGAGGAGGCACUUGAGAAGAAGAAGGCCAAGGAGGCUGCCGAGAAAGAGAAGGCCCUCGGAACCGAGAACUACAAGAAGCGCAACUUCGAUGAUGCCAUCAAGCACUAUAGCAAGGCAUGGGAGCUUCACCAGGACAUCACUUAUCUUAACAACCUUGGCGCCGCGUACUUCGAAAAGGGCGACUACCAGGCUUGCGUGGAUGCUUGCACCAAGGCUGUCGAGGAGGGCCGACGCCUACGAGAAGUUGGGCGACCUCCCCUCGCCAUCCAGAACUACCAAAAGUCGCUUACCGAGCACCGUGUUCCCGAUGUCCUCAACAAGCUAAAGGCUGCCGAGCGCAACAAGAUUGAAUCCGCCCGCCUAGCCUACAUCGACCCCCAGAAGGCCGAGGAGGCGCGCGAGGAGGGCAACAAGAAGUUCAAGGAGACGGACUGGCCCGGCGCCGUCGCCGCCUACAGCGAGAUGAUCAAGCGCUCCCCCGAUGACCCCAGGGGAUAUAGCAACCGCGCUGCCGCCUUUCUCAAGCUCUUCGAGCUCCCCAGCGCGCUCGAUGACUGCGAGACUGCCAUUAAGAAGGAUCCCAAGUUCAUCCGUGCCUACAUUCGCAAGGCUCAAGUAUAUCACGGCAUGCGCGAAUAUUCCAAGGCCGUCGAUGCCUCUUAUGCUGCCAUGUACUCGGCCCGCGAAAAUGAGUCCGAAGAGCAGACUAGGGAGCGUCUCCAGCGCGACCCCGAGAUCAUGAGCGUCAUGCAAGAUCCCGUCAUGCAGUCCAUUCUGCAGCAGGCUCAAUCUGACCCCGCUGCUCUUGCCGAGCACAUGAAGAACCCGGGCGUCAGGUCCAAGAUCCAGAAGCUUGUGGCUGCUGGUGUCAUCCGCGUCGGGCGAUAA
Messenger RNA from Parascedosporium putredinis, 1461 nucleotides. Lineage: Eukaryota; Fungi; Ascomycota; Sordariomycetes; Microascales; Microascaceae. The record is from the annotation of a GenBank genome assembly.